Messenger RNA from Nannospalax galili (Upper Galilee mountains blind mole rat), 3954 nucleotides. It is a transcript of the gene Ahcyl1, whose product is annotated as adenosylhomocysteinase like 1. Gene Ontology annotation, cellular component: cytosol. Gene Ontology annotation, biological process: L-methionine cycle. The transcript has 17 exons. The record is from RefSeq and is a predicted model, not a curated record. Bases 374 to 1966 code for a protein of 530 amino acids. NCBI's taxonomy places the organism in Eukaryota, Metazoa, Chordata, Mammalia, Rodentia, Spalacidae.
CAGAGUGCGCCAUUUCUCCCCGCCUCUUUCCCCACCUUCCUCGGGCUGCCAGUACUUGACGUGGCGUCACCGCCCUCUUACCCUUACUCUGCGUGCGUGUCUCUGUGUAGCGGAGGUGGCUGCGCGGGCAGGUCGGAGUUGCGCGCUGCUGCUUCUGGUGCUUCUGCGGCGGUCGUAGCUGCUCGGCAGUCUAGGGCUUACGGAGCCCACGAGGCGCGAGGCUCGGAGCCCUUCAGAAGCCCACACAGCUAGGCGCGGGGCCUGGCGGGAGGGCAGGCGAGAGCGUGGUGGACGGCGCCGCGCGGACGGGCGGGCGCUAGUGAGGGAAAGAGGCGGGGGUGGCUGGUUAGCCGCGGGCCGGGCCGGCCCGGGGAUGUCGAUGCCUGACGCGAUGCCGCUGCCGGGUGUCGGGGAGGAGCUGAAACAGGCCAAGGAGAUUGAGGACGCCGAGAAGUACUCCUUCAUGGCCACGGUCACCAAGGCGCCCAAGAAGCAAAUCCAAUUUGCUGAUGACAUGCAGGAAUUCACCAAAUUCCCCACCAAGACAGGCCGGAGAUCUUUGUCUCGCUCCAUCUCACAAUCUUCCACUGACAGCUAUAGUUCAGCUGCAUCCUACACAGAUAGCUCUGAUGAUGAGGUUUCUCCCCGAGAGAAGCAACAAACCAACUCCAAGGGCAGCAGCAAUUUCUGUGUGAAGAACAUCAAGCAGGCAGAAUUUGGACGCCGGGAGAUUGAGAUUGCAGAGCAAGACAUGUCUGCUCUGAUUUCACUCAGGAAACGUGCUCAGGGAGAGAAGCCUUUGGCUGGUGCUAAAAUAGUAGGCUGUACACACAUCACGGCCCAAACAGCGGUAUUGAUUGAAACACUCUGUGCCCUUGGAGCUCAGUGCCGCUGGUCUGCCUGCAACAUCUACUCGACUCAGAAUGAGGUAGCCGCAGCACUGGCUGAGGCUGGAGUUGCAGUGUUCGCUUGGAAGGGCGAGUCAGAAGAUGAUUUCUGGUGGUGCAUUGACCGCUGUGUGAACAUGGAUGGGUGGCAGGCUAACAUGAUCCUGGAUGAUGGGGGAGACUUAACCCACUGGGUUUAUAAGAAGUAUCCAAACGUGUUUAAGAAGAUCCGAGGCAUUGUGGAAGAGAGCGUGACUGGUGUUCACAGGCUAUAUCAGCUCUCCAAAGCUGGGAAGCUCUGUGUUCCAGCCAUGAAUGUCAAUGAUUCUGUUACCAAACAGAAGUUUGACAACUUGUACUGCUGCCGAGAAUCCAUUUUGGAUGGCCUGAAGAGGACCACAGAUGUGAUGUUUGGUGGGAAACAAGUGGUGGUGUGUGGCUAUGGUGAGGUAGGAAAGGGCUGCUGUGCUGCUCUCAAGGCCCUUGGAGCAAUUGUCUACAUCACAGAAAUCGACCCCAUCUGUGCUCUGCAGGCCUGCAUGGAUGGGUUCAGGGUGGUGAAACUAAAUGAAGUCAUCCGACAGGUCGACGUUGUAAUAACUUGCACAGGAAAUAAGAAUGUAGUGACACGGGAACACUUGGACCGCAUGAAAAACAGCUGCAUCGUAUGCAACAUGGGCCACUCCAACACGGAAAUUGAUGUGACCAGCCUCCGCACUCCAGAGCUGACCUGGGAGCGAGUACGUUCCCAGGUGGACCAUGUCAUCUGGCCAGAUGGCAAACGGGUCGUCCUCCUGGCAGAGGGUCGUCUACUCAACUUGAGCUGCUCCACAGUUCCCACCUUUGUUCUGUCUAUCACAGCUACAACACAGGCUUUGGCACUGAUAGAACUCUAUAAUGCACCUGAGGGACGGUACAAGCAGGAUGUGUACUUGCUUCCUAAGAAAAUGGAUGAAUACGUUGCCAGCUUGCACCUGCCAUCAUUUGACGCCCACCUGACAGAGCUGACAGAUGACCAAGCAAAGUAUCUGGGACUCAACAAAAAUGGGCCGUUCAAACCUAAUUAUUACAGAUACUAAUGGACCAUAUUACCAGUGACCAGUCCACAUGAACCACACAACUCUAAUAGAAUAUUUUUUAAGAUAACUUUUAUUUUCUUCUUAAUUCCUUUCCUUUUGAUUUUUUUUUCUAUAAUUUCAUUUUCGGUUUUUCAUCUCAUUAUUCAAGUUUUUCAGACCACACAGGAACUUGCUUCGUGGCUCUUUAGAUGAAACUGAGGUUCAAGGUUUCUCACCCUAGUCACUUUCAAAGAAGGAUUUUACUCUCCCAGCCCAGAAAAUUGAUUCUUUCUUAACCAUUUCUGGGUCUUUGGGUCUUAAUUAAUUAUGAAAUGCUUAAUUAACAGGAAAUGCUAAGGUAUCUUCUAUGUGGAACAAUCUGCAAUGUCUAAAUUGCCUUAAAAGAGCCCAUUUCUUAGCUACUGAAACCAGUGCUCUUUCUCUUCUCCAGAGGAACCAUGAUGGCACUUACCAGCCAGGUAGGUUAGAUGUAGGUGGUGCAUGUCAGUUUCCUUUAGAAAUUCUCAGCCCUGUUUCCUGUGUAAAGAUGGCAUGUCUAGCUUGGAGAUGCUACUUGUUAAACCCAGUAGGUUCACUUGGAUUUGUAGUUCAGCCUUUCCACAAGCCACUCAUUGUUCUAGUUUUUAACUAAACUACAUUCUAUCAAGUUGAAUUUUGGCCCCUAGCAUUCAUUUUUGUCGUAUUUCUUUUGAUUAAGGAGCAGUUUUAGUGUUGACACUGAGGAACUGCUCAGGUGGUUAGUUACCAGUAUCUCUUGAACCUUUGAGGCAAAAGAGUGAAAAGCUGAGUCUAGAAAAAAUACUAGUCUCAGACUCUGAUAGACCCUCUGUUUCUAGCCCAUAGUUUAUAGCAUCAGUGAACUGGAGCCAUAAGCAAAAUUUCUCAGCUCUGCCCAUACAGCUUAUGCUGAAGGCCAAUUUCUCCAGCCAUUAUUCAGUAUAAAACACUGAGAGCUCUAUCUUUAGGAUUUAUCCUUUAAGAGCAAAUUUGUGGUCAGCUAUGCUUCUGCAACCUAAAAUAUUUAAAGGGAAGUCAGUGUGGAUGGUAGAAAGAAUGAUAAACUGAGCCAAAGUGAAACAAUCUGCAACAGUAGGCCCUGUCUGAUGUUAGAUUUAUAGACACUAUGCCACUUCUGAUUGACACAUGCCACAAAAAUUUUAGGAGCUAAGGUCUUAAAGAACAAUUGGUAGAGAAAAUACAUCCUGACUUGUGCUCCAAAAGAAUCUCAGAGAGGCUCUCUAAAAGAUCAGAGAGAUUUUGUUCCUCGUGCCAUGCACUCUGCUUACCAGCAUUUCUGCAUGGCCAAAUGAGCGUCAUGCUCGUGAGCUUUAAACUAUAAUUAUCCAAGAUUUUAAAUCCUCAACGUGCUCUAGCUUGUGAUCCGUCAAAGUUGGGUCAUGUGUUAAUGCUAGGUACUAGAAAUUUUUACUUCUCUCUUUCUACUGAUCAGAGAAACAAACAUUAAUAACAGAAAUAUAAGAAAGGAAAGCUUUACCCUGCACAUUCCUAGCAGGGAACAAUUAUCUUGCCAAAAUUUUUUCCCCUUUCCUCUCCCAUUUCUCCCCUCCAGUCCCUUCCCACCCUUGCUGAUGUGAUCAUGCUUUCUUCUCUGUAGAUGCUAACAUUUGAAGCCCUUUUUCCCAGGGCACUUAACCAGCCAAUCAGAACACCACAUUGAUUAGAGGUGUUACCCUGGCCAACAGUGUAUUCAUCUGGCCAGCUCUGCUGGAGGGAAGGGGCCCCCGUCCUGCUACCCUCUAGUGUGCCCUCUGGUUCUGUAUCUAUUUCUGUGUCCAUAGGAAUAGGUAAGGGCUAGUCUCUGUCAAGCCAUGUAACAAAGGACACUGGAAAACGUCUGGCAUCAGAGGGAACAUUUGGAGACCAACUUGGGAGGAAAAUACACAUUUUGUAUUGAAUGAUUUUUAAUGAAUGCAAUAUUAAUCCUUGCAGAUGAGCAAUAAUCAUUAAAGUCAAUUGAAAUGAUAAGA